UAAUACAUCAAAAAUAUUCGGUGUAAUACCUUUUAUUGACCCAAAAAAAUUAAAUGACCAUAGUUACGAAUUAAACAAAAAAUCCGAUGUGUAUAGUUAUGGAGUAUUAAUGUGGCAAGUUUCAAGCGGAAAACAACCAUUUUGUAAUCAUAAGUAUGACGGAAAUUUAUCCUUAUCUAUAGUAAAUGGUAAACGAGAAGAAAUUAUUAAUAAUACUCCCCUUGAAUAUGGUAAUUUAUAUACAGAAUGCUGGGAAAAUGAGCCAGAUAAGCGUCCUGAUAUGCAAAAGGUUGUUUUAGUUCUAAAAUCAAUAGUUUUUCCUGAUCAAGAUCU
Molecule: messenger RNA, 333 nt
Organism: Rhizophagus irregularis DAOM 181602=DAOM 197198
Lineage: Eukaryota; Fungi; Glomeromycota; Glomeromycetes; Glomerales; Glomeraceae
Source: RefSeq, a predicted model, not a curated record